GGUUAAACUUCCCUGAAAACCUACUAGCUUCUGAAUCAUGAGCGGUUCCAAGCCCGACAUCCUGUGGUCCCCCCACCACCCGGACCGCUACGUCAUCUGUGACUCUGAACUGGGACUGUACCGGAUCGGACCUGUGGGCAGCGCAGAAGCCAAGGCUGGCACCCUCCCACUCUCCGAGGAAACUGCUGCUACAUUACUGGCCAUCAAUUCUGACACCCCUUAUAUGAAAUGUGUGGCCUGGUACCCCAAGCACGAGCCGGAGUGUUUACUUGCCGUUGGCCAAGCCAACGGCAGGGUUGUGCUUACCAGCUUGGGCCAGAGCCACAACUCUGCAUGCAAAGAGCUGGUGGGGAAAGAGUUUGUGCCCAAACAUGCCCGUCAGUGCAACACUUUAGCUUGGAACCCUGUGGACAGCAACUUGUUGGCUGCUGGGUUAGACAAGCACAGGGCAGAUUUCUCUGUCCUCAUAUGGGACAUCAGCAGUAAAUUGUCCCCAGAGACCAGUGUAGCAGCUGAGAAGAUUCGCCUUUCAUCUGUCGAUUUGGACUCUAGCACAGUGGUGACCAAGCCGUUGUAUGAGUUAGGCCAGAACGAUGCUUGCCUCUCGCUUUGCUGGCUGCUCCGUGACCCAAAGCUGUUGCUGGCAGGCAUGCACAGGAACCUUGCGAUAUUUGACCUGAGAAACACGAGUCAGAAAACAUUUGUAAACACGAAAGCCAUCCAAGGUGUGACAGUCGACCCGCACUUCCAUGACCGCGUGGCCUCUUUCUUUGAGGGGCAGGUGGCCAUUUGGGAUCUGAGGAAAUUUGAGAAGCCUGUGCUCACGCUGACUGAGCAGCCCAAGCCACUCACAAAGGUGGCAUGGUGUCCAACCCGUACUGGCCUACUGGCCACGCUAACGCGUGACAGCAACAUUAUCCGCCUGUACGACAUGCAGCACACUCCCACACCCAUAGGUGAUGAGACGGAGCCCACCAUCAUUGAGCGCAGUGUGCAGCCCUGUGAAAGUCAGAUUGGCAGCUUUGCCUGGCACCCAUCCUCUCAGAACCGCAUGGUGGUGGUGUCAGCAACCAACCGUGUCAUGACUGACUUCACGGUGUUUGAACGUAUCUCACUGGCAUGGAGCUCCACCACCUCUCUCAUGUGGGCGUGUGGUAGACACUUGUACGAGUGUGUUGAGGAUUCGGCGGAGGGAGUGGAGAGUAUGAUUGAGAAAGACAUUGCCACUAAAAUGAGGGAAAGGGCUCAGUCCAGGUACGGACAUGAUACCGUCCAGGUGUGGAGGAACCAUUUGCUGGCGGGUGGGAAGGAUGCCCAACUUAAGUCUUUAUGGCAUGAUCUGUUCUAUAUGAAACAGUGUGCGGAGGAUAUGGAGCUAAAACUUCAGGGGAACGUACAGUCUGUGGUUUAUUCUGGGAUUAAGAACAUUGUCAAGACAACCUCAGGGACAACCGAAAGCCGCAGGUGUUGGAUUGGCUCGGACCGGCAGACAGAUGUGCUGCGGUACCACAGUGAGGAGCGCUGCCUUGCCCUGCGGCUCUGUGGCUGGAUCAGCAGGGGAACUGACACAGAUGUGGAGAACUUCCUGCGAUCACUGGAACAGGAACACGAGUGGGAGCGGGCAGCUGCUGUCGCUCUGUUCAACCUGGACAUCCGCCGGGCAAUCCAGAUCCUCAACAAGGGAGCCAUGGCAGAGAAAGGUGACCUGAACCUGAAUGUGGUUGCCAUGGCUCUGUCAGGCUACACUGACGAAAAGUCGUCCCUGUGGAGAGAGAUGUGCAGCUCUCUGAGGCUGCAGCUGAAGAACCCCUACCUCUGCAUCAUGUUUGCCUUUCUCACCAGUGAGCCUGGAGCCUACGAUGGCGUGCUGUAUGAGAGCAGCGUGGCUGUGAGAGACCGAGUGGCCUUUGCCUGUAUGUUUCUCAAUGAUGCACAGCUACCACGAUACAUUGACAGACUAACCCUUGAGAUGAAGGAGGCGGGCAACCUGGAGGGCAUUCUGCUCACCGGACUAACUAAAGAUGGCGUGGAUCUUAUGGAGAGCUAUGUGGACCGAACUGGUGACGUCCAGACUGCCAGCUUCUGCAUGCUGAAGGGUUCUCCGGGUGAAGUGCUGAAAGACCCUCGAGUCCAGUGCUGGAUUGAAAACUACCGCAACCUGCUGGACGCUUGGAGAUUCUGGCACAAACGAGCUGAGUUUGAUAUCCACAGAGGCAAGCUGGACCCCAGCUCCAAACCACUAGCCCAGGUGUUUGUGAGCUGCAACUUCUGUGGGAAGUCCAUCUCCUACAGCUGCUCCACAAUACCUCACCAAGGCCGCGGCUUCAGCCAAUAUGGUGUCAGCGGCUCACCCACCAAGUCAAAAGUCACAAGUUGCCCUGGCUGCAGGAAACCGCUGCCACGCUGUGCCCUCUGCCUCAUGAACAUGGGCACACCUGUUUCCAAUUGCCAAGGAACUGGUAAAUCAGAUGAAAAAGUGGACCUGACAAGGGAGAACAAACUGGCUCAGUUUAAUAACUGGUUUACCUGGUGUCACAACUGUCGACAUGGUGGCCAUGCUGGCCACAUGCUCAGCUGGUUCAGAGACCACACAGAGUGCCCAGUGUCAGCGUGUACAUGUAAAUGCAUGCAGCUGGACACUACAGGGAAUCUGGUGCCUUCAGACAGCAGCUAAACAGGAGAUGCCUGUGGAACUGAGGCCAAACACCAGCAGGUUCACCUCUGCAAUCGCCAGCCAACAAUGGGGCGACGGUGGCAGCGAUGUCCUUUUCUAAAGAGGCUGCUUGAAUUGAAUAGAAUGAAAUGAUGUUAAGUUAUAUAGUCUAGUGAAUGUAACAUUGUAACUGAGCCCUGUAUUAAGAAGGGAGGCAGUGUGUGUGACUGAUCUGACUAAUUGAAUCAAUGACUGAAAGGGAGCGAAUGCACACUCGAUGUUCUGCUAAUGAAAAUCAAACACAAGAGGCUCUGUUGCAUUCAGCCUCUUCCAGUUUACCCUGAAUCAGGAAUCUUGUGAUUUAUAGUGAUCUCUUACAAAAAAAAGUUUUCCACUCACACAUCAGAAUGUAAAGAUGUGAUCACAGGUGCCAAUAUGUCUGAGCUACAUUUGUUGGCUCUUGUUUUAAUACGCUGUACUGUAUAACGUCUGUGUUACAAAGGAUAUUCACAUACCUCAUCAAAGCAUUGUUCAGGGUGAAGGACGGUACCCCGGGUGACGGUGGGGAGUUUAGCACACAAUAACAGUCUUCUUGCUCUCUUCAUGUUCCUCUGUGCCACUCUUCAUCUGGCAUUGUGGAGGGCAGGGGCGGUGCGGGUGGGGUGGUUAGGGGAGGACGAGGAAUUGGAGAAAGUAGGGGUGGUGAUGGGUGAGGAGGAGAGUGUGGGGAGGGUGCGUCUUUAUUCACCAGCCCACUCCAGGCCUGUAGUCUGUGAAAGAAGCGCCCCAGAAAACAGCAGCUGCUCGGCACUCUGACAAGACCCUCCAGAUUGUUCCCCUCAUAAAGAACCUCAGCUGCCGGAACACUAUUGACUCAAAGAGAGGGCGAGCGAACAGACAGCCCAAGCCUUGCACACCCCCUCUUGCACCCUGUGCACACACACACUUGCCCUCUCUUUCUUUCUCUCUCCCUCUGGUGUCCAAAUUGCACCCAAAAACUAUGCAUACCACACAUCAAUCCAAGGAUGGGCACUGUCUGUGGUGGGGGGAGCGGCCGUGUGUAAACCGCAUUGUAAAUGGGCUUUCUCUCUUUCUCUGCCACCCUCCCCGCACAGUCACUAACCCAGGGAGGCAUUGUAAGUGAGAGGCGGUCUGCACUAGAGCUGGCUAAAUCACUUAGUCAUGGAGUAAGGAGGAGGAGGUGGUGGUGACGGUGAUGAGAGGGGGGGCACAGGAGCUACUGUAUGCUGCUUUCACCAGAAUCUUUUUCUCGGUGUGGGAGGUUUAUAAGUCUGCGUGCCCUUUUGUGAACUGUUUUGGAGUGGAGCUGACAAAUUGGCGAGUCGUGUAGCAUCCCGAAAAACAGAUAGGCUGGAAUUUCAUCCUUUCACUGUUUCUUGUGUUUGCCCUUUUAAAUAAAUUCUGACUGACAAAUUGGA
This is a messenger RNA of Oreochromis niloticus (Nile tilapia), 4092 nucleotides long. It is a transcript of the gene mios, whose product is annotated as missing oocyte, meiosis regulator, homolog (Drosophila). The transcript has 11 exons. Gene Ontology annotation, cellular component: cytoplasm. Bases 38 to 2674 code for a protein of 878 amino acids. Gene Ontology annotation, biological process: positive regulation of TORC1 signaling; cellular response to amino acid starvation. The record is from RefSeq and is a predicted model, not a curated record. Gene Ontology annotation, molecular function: protein binding. Lineage: Eukaryota; Metazoa; Chordata; Actinopteri; Cichliformes; Cichlidae.